CACAGUUUUUGUUUUGAUCGAAUUUCGUUUCGACACGUGAAAAAGAUUAUAAUCAAUCAAUUUUUGAUUGAAAAAGUAGAAUUUUUUCGUGUUUUAUUUGUAUUUUUUAAAUAUAAUAAAAAUGUCUGCGCCAAUAACAACAGCAAUGGAUAGUUUAGGAGCAGCUCUAAAAUCAAAUAUCAUUCCUAAUCAAGAAUAUUUGUUACAAGGUUCUGUUUUGGACAGCACCGUUGAAGUGUUAUUGCACAGGUUAAGAGGCUUGUGUGAUAAUGUUGAUAGUGGUCCUGAAACUUUUAAUGAUCAUGAAAUGUGCUUCAGUAUUAGAAGGGGUCCACCACCAGAUCAGCCAUUGUAUUUACGAGUUAGAAGAGCCAUGGAUCAUACUGAUAUGCCCUGGCAAUUGAGAUACAUUGGUCAACCGGAGCUUGGUGACAAAUCAAGACCAACAAUUGUUAGAAGUAGUAUAGAUAUUGGUACCAGUAACACAGUUGUUGAAUUUUUAACAGAACUAGGCUGUAGAUUAGACUUUGAGUAUAUCGUUAGAGGAUAUAUGUUCAGGAAAGGCAGAAUGAAGGUUACAGUUUCAAAAAUUUUCAAAAUGAGUCCAGGUAAAAUUUCUGAAGGAGUAGAACCUAUUUCACAGAGUUAUUUAGUAGAACUGAGUGUUCUAGCACCAACAGGUCAAGAUGCUAUAGCUGAAGAUAUGAGAAUAUUUGCCGAACAACUGAAACCGUUGGUGCAAUUAGAAAAAAUUGAUUAUAAAAGACUGGCCCAUUAAUUAUUAUUUUAGAUUUUUAAUUAUAAACUAUUUAAUUUAUUUGAAGUAUCAUUGUCAGAGAGAUUUUUAAAA
Messenger RNA from Chelonus insularis, 850 nucleotides. RefSeq names its product mediator complex subunit 18 (gene MED18). The record is from RefSeq and is a predicted model, not a curated record. The coding region runs from base 122 to 778 and encodes 218 amino acids. Gene Ontology annotation, cellular component: mediator complex; core mediator complex. Gene Ontology annotation, biological process: termination of RNA polymerase II transcription; regulation of transcription by RNA polymerase II. Lineage: Eukaryota; Metazoa; Arthropoda; Insecta; Hymenoptera; Braconidae. The transcript is spliced from 2 exons. Gene Ontology annotation, molecular function: transcription coregulator activity.